Molecule: messenger RNA, 4917 nt
Organism: Belonocnema kinseyi
Lineage: Eukaryota; Metazoa; Arthropoda; Insecta; Hymenoptera; Cynipidae
Gene: FAM21
Product: WASH complex subunit 2C
Exons: 12
Coding region: 162-4574 (1470 amino acids)
Source: RefSeq, a predicted model, not a curated record
GAUCUGAUGACUUUUGGAGGAUGGACCGUGACAGUUCUUGUGGGUGUUUAAUACUCCAGUGAAUUUUCACUAACCUUCGUUAAAUAUAUUAUUUGAUUCUUUUAUGUCGCCGAAGAAAGUCCCGACAGGAGAAGUGCUUGUGUUUAAUCACGGAUGUAAAUAUGGAUGGAUCGACUGGUUCCGAUGGCCCUGAUAAAUCAUGGGAUCAUCCUUGGUGUACAGAAGAAAUGAGAUUGAAAAGAAGAGAAUGGAGUCUGGCUGGUGAUGCUGGACUUUUAAAGCAUCUUCAAAGUUUUUCAGAAAAUUUAACCACAAAAGCUAAUCAGACGCAAGGGGCCUUGGAUUCACUAACGAAUAGUUUAAAUGAAACUGCUAUAUUUGUAGAUAAUCUUACCAAUACUUCGUUAGCUUUGGCCAACACACAAUUUAUCGAAAGUCGAGUACAAGAGGACGAUGUAGAAAUCGAAAAACCAGCUGACCAAGUUGCAAAAAAUGUAAAGGAUCAAGAAAUAAGUGCAGCCGAUCUUAUUGCUAGUGUGAACGAAAGUAUCAAGGAAGGAUUACGAAUAGUAGAUGAAAAGUACGACGAAGUGGAAGUUGUUGCUAGUGACAGCGAAGACGAGGGUGAAAAUGCAUUUCCCAGCACAGUUUUGCGCCCAAAGGAUCCGUAUCAAGAUCGCCCUUUGCCAUACGUGAUUGGUUCCGAAAAGUGGAAAUUGUCGAGCAAAAUAGGUUUGGAAUCUAGCAGCAGCGAAUCAGAACAUAUGGACGAAGAAGAUGAAGAAUCGUCGAGCUCUUCGGACAAUAAUGAAAUGGAGAUACCAAAACCGUCGUCGUCGUGUCCCAGAUUGUCUUCCAGCUCGAGCGAAUCAAAUUAUUAUAAUUUGGAUAGCAACAGUGCGAGGGACACUAAUAAUGGAAGUCUGCGGGCUAAGAGUCAAGAUACUUUGAAUGCGGAUUAUGAGCCCAUGACUCCAACUAGUGUGUUGCCAAAGAGUCAGAAUACGAAUAUGGGACCACCAAAUUUCGCCGAGGAAUUGGCGAAAAGACUAGGUAGUUAUCUUCCCUCACAGAAAACAGUAGUUACGCAGGAAGCCGACAAUUCAUCUAUUAAUAAUCGUCCAAAAGAUGAUCUUUUUGCGCAAGAAGACAACGAAGAUGUUUUUAGUAAUAGGUCUGAGAAUUUAUUCAGCGGGGGAGGAGGAUUGUUUGAUGAUGAUCCUUCGACUGCAAAAUGGAACACAACGAGUUAUAAACCAGUCAAUACCAAUAUUAUUCCACCAAGCAUGGACGGACCACCACCAAUAAGCUCUACCUCAACAAAACCAAAGUCUGCCCUCGACGAUUUGUUUGGAGAUGCCGAUUCGGAAGAUUCGGAUGAUAUUUUUUCAACAAAAAGUAAGAAAAUUGUUCCCAAGAGCGAGACAUUUUUGAAGAAUUCAGAAGUCUUGGACAAAAAGUAUCUGACUAGUGGUUUCACGGAGAAUAUAGGAAAUAUGGCAACGAGCACUCCAGAAACUCACGAUGAUGUGCAGAAUCUUUUUGGGGACGAUGAACUCAACGAAAAUGAUCUUUUCAGUACUUCCCAACCACGAAAUCGGCUUAAAUCCGAGACACCUCCGGAUAAGGGAACUAGAAAAAAACCAAUUGGAGGAAUUUCAGUGUUUGGUGGUGUCGACAUCUCCUCUAAAUUGCCAAACAAAAUAUUUCGCCAAAGUUCCUCGGAUUCUUCAAGCAGUGAAACUGCGAGUUACAGCAACACACAAAGCAGUGCAACGAAUUCUGGCACUCAUAAUGCAGUUUUAAAUGAUAAUAUUCCCGAUUCAAGCUCGAUAGUUGCAGCCAGCAAUGAUUCGCAUUCAAAUAGAGACCUCGGAAAUAGCACCAAUAGCAGUGGAAUUUCAAUUCAGCCUUCUAGUAUCAACAAUACGGAUGGCUCGAGUUUAGGGGUGGACUUCCAACCUCAGAUGACAUCGACCCGACUAAAAUCAGAUGAUCUUUAUCGUGAAAGGGCAAUAAGCGACAGUUUGUAUGCCCCACAUUCUCAACUUCCGGAUAGUACAAAUUCAAAUUCAUCCCGGAAUCUAAAUCAAUUGCUCGAAAAUCGAGUCGAAGAAAGUUCCCAUUACCAGGAUAACAUUUUCGAUGACGAAGACGAUGUCUUUGGCCCGCCUCCAUUGCCAAAAGGCGGGGCAAAGUCUUCCAAGCCGAAAGUAAUUUCACUCUUUGAUGACUCAGAAUCUGAAGACGAGCUUUUCUUCAGCGCAAACUCGAAAUCCCGAUCCCAGAAAAGUGUGGAUUGUUCCCCGAAGCCACAGUUUCAGGAUAAGGACAAGGCAAAGUCCUCGAAGAAGAUAAGCCUCUUUGAUGACGAUGAUGAUGAUGAUGAUGAUAUCUUCGGCGCCAAGGACUCUGACACGAAACCAGAAAAUUCCUUGGUGAAAACUACGAGUUUAUUCGACGAUAGUGACGAGGAAGAUUUGUUUGGAUCCAGUUUUUCGAGAAAAGGAACCAGAGAGAGUAUAUUUGAUAAUACGGAUUUACCAACUGAGUCAUUAAAAACGACUUCUUCAAUCAUGGGCAUCACUACCUCGGAUUUCCAGGAAACACUUGAGGAUUCGCAGAAUAUUUUUGCCGCAAGUAAGGGUGGAUUGUUUGACGAUGACAUCGAUGAUGAUGAUCUGUUUGGCGAAAAAGCGCCCUUGUCAGCCAAGCUGGAAGAGGAUCCGAUUGAAAUUCCAACUGAUGAUGGAGACAUCAUCAUUGAGCCGAAAGCAGAAGUCAAAACGCCUCCGAAGAUUCCUCAAAAACCGGACAGUCUCAUUCUGAGUGGAAGUCAAGUUGUCAUUGAGAAGAGUGACAAUGUCGUUGAUGGGGCUUGUGUCUCGAAAAGGCAUCCUCCGAAGACUUUGAAUAUUCGUUCUUCACCGCCGCUGAUAACGGAAGAAUCGAGUCAAGUUCCACGUCGCGAAAUGUCCGGGAAAAUUAAAGAUAUUUCGCGACGUUUGGGUGGUUUGAAAAUUCUCUCGCCCACUGACACGCCUCCGGUUUUGAGAAAAAACGAAGAGAAACCGGAAGAGAGGACGGAAGAGGAAGAGGAAUUUUUGGCAGGUGAUAGCGAAGAUGGAGGUAGUUUGAGUGUACCUAGUUCCGGAAAAGAAACAAGUGUCUCUGUUGAUAGUUUGCCGCGGCAGGAUUCUGCAAAAUCAACGUCAGUCACUAUUGAUGAACUAUUGAUGAAUGUUGAAACAUUAACCACAGCUUCAAAGGAUCGAGUACGAAUUCCCGUAAAACGUCGACCUCAAAGUAGACGUGCUCGACAAACAGCGCUUCGUCAAAGCGGAAUAGAUUUCGAUGCCCCGGACUCGUCAAAGGAUCCUGACCCAGACCCAGAAGACGACGAGAGAGAAAAACAGACCGAACCAAGUUCCGAAACCACAAACGAUUCAAAUGAAAGACUGCAAGUGCCAACCAGAAGAGCCGAUAAGGCCGAAAAUUCAAGAAACACAGAGCUCAGUCUCUCUUUGGCGACCGACACUACAAAUAAAAACACUCUGCUCUCUCCCUCCACCGACGAGGAAGAUUUGUUCGAUGUUCCACCUGAACUGCCCGAAGAUCCGUUCAGGGAGGACUCUUUGUUCGGGAGGGCGCCUAUUAUCGAUGACCUCACUUCCGCAAAAGACGAAUCUGAAGACACAAAUAUGGUAAAAAAUACAAAUAAUUUUGCAGUGGAACUUGAUAAAGAAGAAAAAAAUGCGAUUAAAAGUGUCGAGGAAGAGGAAAGUGAAGCGAAAUUGGCAGAAAGAGUUAUAAGUUCGAUUAAAAAUGAAAAUAAAGAGGAUGAAUUUUGUCAGAGUGAGAUUAAAGAUCCACUCGAUCCUUUGCAUGAUUCUUCGAGCAUUGAUCCCUCUCAACUCUUCGCGUUUGUGACAAAAACGCCCUCGCCGGAGAAGAGCACGGCACUCUUGUUCCAGGAGGAUGACAGUCUUUUUUCGAGUUCUUCGAGUCUGGCGAAAUCGGCUCUUUCCGCAAAGAGGGACAUUUUCGACGAUCCAGGCGAGGAUUUGUUUUCGGCGCCGCUCCUGAAAUCUGGGAGGAAGCCACUGAAUAAAAACCUCAGUUUAUUCGAUGAUGAUCGGAGCGAUGGAGAUGAGGAUUUGUUUGGCGCGAGGACGAAAAAAGUGGAGAAAAUUGAGCCUGAAAGGGCGAAAAGUUCCGAGCAGAGUUCUCUCAGCAGUCAGAAAGGACUUUUCGAAAACGAGAGUGAAGAUCUGUUCGCAGAUGGUCCGAGGAAAAGUGAUGUUGCUGCAAAUAAAAUGAAAAAUUCUGAUGUUCGGGACAUAUUUGGCGAUGAGUCGAGUGGAGAGGAGGACCUUUUUGGCUUCAAGAAGACAAUGGGAAAAAAAUCGGGGACUUUGUUCAAUGAUGGGGAUGAUAUUUUUGGAAAGCCAAGUUCUUCGAUGGCGAAGGCGAGAGAGAGUCGUGCGUCGAUCAAGAAAGCGGUCACGAGGGAUUUGAAAAAAACUGCUGAGCAGAUUGUUGAAGAUCCUUUGAGUACGCUUCGGGAGGAUUAGUGAAAAUGUGUGCGAUCGGGGUGUCUAGAGGAUCGGAAAAUCGGGAAAAAUAAGAGGAAUUUUAUCUAGAAUUGGGAAUUUUUUUUCUUUUAUUAAAUAUUUUUUCUUUGUUUAUAGUCUUUUUUAUAUAUUUUUUUAUUUAGUUGAGAGUUAGAGAAAAGAUAAUAUAGUUUUUUGAGGAUUGAUCUUUUUUUUAAUUUUAAUUAUAUGAGAGCUUAAACUUUUUUUCUGACUUAAAAAGGUUGAAAGUUAUGAGAAUUAUUUAUAAAAGAAACGAGGAUGAAGAAAAAUUAUAGAAUGCAAAUAAAUAUAUAUUCUUAAUUGAUUUUGAUAGAAAACUCAG